Messenger RNA from Funneliformis geosporum, 192 nucleotides. NCBI's taxonomy places the organism in Eukaryota, Fungi, Glomeromycota, Glomeromycetes, Glomerales, Glomeraceae. The record is from the annotation of a GenBank genome assembly.
AUGUUAAUCGCUUAUUUAAUUAAAUCAUAUAAUGAUGAGCAAAAUGAAGAAUCUUCACACUUGUCAUAUGACACAGCAUUUAAAGAAUCACGAUGGAUUUUCGGUUUAUUAAUUAACCUUACCAUGACACUCGAGGCGUCCAGUCUUUUCCCUAACGAACCUCCUCAGAGAGCUGAACCUUGUUACGUUUAA